AUGAUCUGUUUCUCUCUUUGUUUUUCAGUGCUGGCAGCAACAUGUUUACUCAUGAGUUCAGGUAAAUCCACAAAGAGGGUGAUCACCUGUGAAAGCCCCGACUAUGUACAACACCUGAGCUGUGAGACAGGAGUGAUCAUUGUGCAGUCAGCUCUGUACGGACGGGCCGAUGCAGAGACCUGCAGUGAGGGCAGACCUGCAGAUCAGCUUGGAAAUACAGACUGUUCUCAGAAAGGCACUCUGGACGUCAUCAAGAAACGCUGUGAUGGCAAGAAGGUGUGUGAAAUAAACACAAACGUCAUCCAUACUUCUGAUCCGUGCUACGGCAUCUACAAAUACCUGGACACCACCUACGCCUGCUUCCCAGCGAGUCUGUUACAGCUUGUAGCAUGUGAGGGUUCAAUAGCAAACCUUCAAUGCGAUGAAGGACAGGUUUUAAUCAUCCAUGCAGCUGAUUACGGGCGCCACGAUACGACCACGUGCUCUUUCGGCCGUCCAGCCUCUCAGAUCCAAAAUAUCAUCUGCUCAAAGACCACGAGCCAAGUAGCUGACAGCUGUAAUGGGAAAAGCAGCUGUGCUGUCAAAGCAAGCAACUCAGUGUUUGGAGACCCCUGUGUGGGCACCUACAAGUACCUGGAGGUGGUGUACAGCUGUAACUGUAAGUAA
Messenger RNA from Archocentrus centrarchus (flier cichlid), 666 nucleotides. Its product is annotated as L-rhamnose-binding lectin CSL2-like. Lineage: Eukaryota; Metazoa; Chordata; Actinopteri; Cichliformes; Cichlidae. The transcript is spliced from 9 exons. The record is from RefSeq and is a predicted model, not a curated record. Bases 1 to 666 code for a protein of 221 amino acids. Gene Ontology annotation, molecular function: carbohydrate binding.